Messenger RNA from Nicrophorus vespilloides, 1996 nucleotides. RefSeq names its product pescadillo homolog. Gene Ontology annotation, cellular component: PeBoW complex; nucleolus. Gene Ontology annotation, molecular function: RNA binding. NCBI's taxonomy places the organism in Eukaryota, Metazoa, Arthropoda, Insecta, Coleoptera, Silphidae. The transcript is spliced from 3 exons. The record is from RefSeq and is a predicted model, not a curated record. Gene Ontology annotation, biological process: maturation of LSU-rRNA from tricistronic rRNA transcript (SSU-rRNA, 5.8S rRNA, LSU-rRNA); ribosome biogenesis. The coding region runs from base 105 to 1868 and encodes 587 amino acids.
AAUUAACUUAACCUCUAUUUCGGUGGAGGCACGUGUUUACAAACGAAGCAGCAUUGUGUUAGGUGUUUUUGAAAGGCUGUGAUUGAACUACAUAUAAAUACGUGAUGGCAGGGCCACGCAAGAAGAAGUUUGAGUCUGGUGAGGGAGCAACUUACAUAUCGCGUAGAAAGGCCAUACGUAAGUUGCAAGUGUCUAUGAACACAUUCAGAACGCUAUGCAUUCUGAAAGGCAUCUACCCGAGGGAGCCGAGGAACAGGAAGCGCGCCCAAAAAGGCGACAUGACCAUCAAGACCUUGUACCAUGUUAAAGACAUCCAGUUCUUGAUGAACGAACCAAACAUUUGGAGGCUCCGUUCCAUGAGAGUGAUCUCAAAGAAAGUUGCCAAAGCCAGGGCCAUCAGAGAUAAAGAAACAGUCGGCAGACUUUUAGAUAAAUUCCCCAAAGUAGAACUCGAUCACAUCGUCAAAGAGAGAUAUCCGACAUUCAUUGAUGCAUUGAGAGAUUUGGACGAUUGCUUAACUUUAUGCUUCCUGUUCAGCAGUUUUCCAUCCAUGAAACACUUGCCUAAAGACCAAUCAGCAAUGUGCCGCAGAUUAACAACUGAAUUUUUACAUGCAAUCAUUGAAUCUAAAUCCUUAAGGAAAGUCUUCGUUUCAAUCAAGGGUUACUAUUUCCAAGCUGAGAUUAAGGGACAAACGAUUACAUGGAUUGUACCGCAUCAGUACGGUUUUGAGCCACAACAAAGAAGUGAAGUCGAUUUUAAAUUGAUGUCCACAUUCGUUGAUUUCUACAUCGUGCUUUUGGGAUUCGUCAACUUCAGGUUGUACAGCGGUUUAAAUCUGUUCUAUCCACCGAAAUUCUCUUGCAUCGAGGAUCAAUCGGAGGAAGAUAAGAAAUUGGUUGAUGAGCAAGUGUUUAUCUCGGAGCGCGUCGCUGCUUUGAAUUUCCCGCUUUCCAAGACUUCAACGGCUACCGAAGAGGACGACGUGAAUUUGGAUGAAUUCACGGAUAUUGAUAAUCCGGAAAAGAUGGAAGAGAUCCGUAAGGAGGCUGAGGCUGUCAAAGGAUUGAAGUCGCUUUUCAAGGGAUUGAAAUUCUUCUUGAAUCGCGAAGUUCCUCGUGAGAAUUUGGUGUUCAUGAUUCGUUGUUUCGGUGGGGAAGUUUCUUGGGAUAAAACGCUCUUCGUUGGGUCAACUUACAACGAGGACGAUGAGAGCAUCACGCAUCAAAUCGUGGACAGACCAAUGAAGGAUAAGCAGUACAUUUCUAGGUAUUACAUCCAGCCGCAAUGGAUCUUCGACAGCGUCAAUGCGCGUCAACUGUUACCUGUGAAUAAGUACUUCAUCGGAGCCGUCCUUCCUCCACAUCUGUCUCCAUUCGUCGAUAAAUUCAGAGAAGACAGUUACGUUCCACCAGAAGAGAAGGCGCUCUACGAUUCAGAGCUUCUAGAGAAGAUGCACAACGAAAUUAACUCAGAGGAUGAAGCCGAAAUAUCCGACGCCGCUAUUUCCGAUAAUGAAGACGAAGCCGAUCUAAACGAGGAUUCAGAGGAGGAAGACGAAUAUCCGGAUGAUGUUAUCAUGGAAGACGGAUACAAAUCUGAAGAACCGAAGAAAUCGAAGUUGUCGGUGAAAGCUGGUGAAGUUACCAAGGAGAAGCCGUAUUCUAAGCUGAAGGAGGAUCGCGCCGAUUACAAGUUGCGCGAGAAGAUGAUCAAGGGUAAAUACAGGAAGAUCUACAACGACAUGAUGAUCACGAAGAGGACGAAGAGCAAGGAGGCUUUGCUCUUGAAAAAGAAGAGGUCCCAGCUGGACAAGCAGGCCGUGGAGGAUAAGAAACAGAAGAAAAAGACGAAGACGAGUAAAUAAUGUUUUGCAUCAAACAUUUACUAAAUAGAAUAAAUCUUCAUUUUUUUUAUUAAUUAACUUAUAUUUAAGAAAGUUAUAUUUGUAGGGUACAAACAAACACAUUAAAUAAACGUUGUAUUACAAAUUCA